AUGUCUGGGAAAUUUCUGUAUUUUGCUUAUGGAAGUAACCUGUUACGUGAACGACUUCAGCUCCUGAACCAAUCAGCUAUUUUCAAGCAAAUUGUCAAACUCGAGAAUUACAAACUCAUAUUUGCCUUUUCAUCUUUGAGAUGGAGAGGACAUGUUGCUUCGAUCGAAGAAUCUUUUGGCCACACUGUUUGGGGUGUUAUGUAUGAACUCAGUCAUUCAGAUCUUGAAAACCUUGAUAAGCAAGAAGGUGUCAAAAAGAAAAUUUACAAGCCUAUUUAUAUUCAAAUGGAGGGUAAUAAGGAUGAAAGUGAGCGAUGUAUUUCGAUAGCGGAAAAAUAUAUAGCUGCUGGUGAUAAAGACAAAGCACUGAAAUUUUUAAACAAAGCAGAAAGAUUGUAUCCGUCUGUGAAGGCCAGAGCUUUAAUUGAAAAAUUAAACAAUCUAAAUGGUAGUACCACUGGACGUAGACAGAGUGCCCCUGACAAUAAUAUCCAUGAUGAUAAACCAUCUAAAAGUCAUUCUUCAGAACGGUCAGAGACUGGUCAUUCUGAAAAGUCGGUAGAUGAUUUUACUGAGGAACAGUUAGUGGCUGUGAAAAGGAUUAAGAAAUGUAAAGAUUAUUAUGAAAUACUUGGCAUCACAAAAGAUGCUACAGAUGCUGACCUGAAAAAGGCUUAUCGAAAGUUAGCACUAAAAAUGCAUCCCGACAAAAAUAAAGCCCCGGGGGCCACUGAAGCAUUUAAAGCCAUUGGAAAUGCAUUUUCAGUAUUGAGUGACCCUGAAAAAAGGAAAAAAUAUGAUCUUUAUGGAGAAGAUGUUAGUCAUCAGAUUCGAACUAAUAGAGAUGGCUAUGAUCACUAUGAUUAUUCCCGGGGAUUUGAAGGUGAUAUUUCUGCAGAAGAACUUUUUAACAUGUUUUUUGGUGGUGGAUUUCCAUCAGGCAAUGUAUAUGUACAUCGGCGAAAUCAGAAUGGACAUUUUCAAAGACAUUCUCAUUCAGAAAGUGGAUAUGGUUUACUUACCCAACUUGCCCCAGUUUUGAUGUUGAUAUUUUUAUCCCUUAUGGGAAGUUUUCUUGUCCCAGAUUCACCUUUUAGUUUACAACACUCAGUGAAAUAUUCUACUGAAAGGUUAACAAAUAACCUUAAAGUUCCAUAUUUUGUGAAGGAUGAUUUUCAUGUAGAUUCCAAAUAUGAUUUACGAAGAAUAGAAAGACAAGUAGAAGAAGAAUAUGUUUCAAAUCUUCGUACCAGUUGUUUCAAAGAAAAAAGCUAUAAAGAAACAAUGAUGUGGCGAGCAAAGAACUAUGGUGAUCCCCAUAUCUUCAUUAUCUAUCUAUCUAUCUAUCUAUCUAUCUAUCUAUCUAUCUAUCUAUCUAUCUAUCUAUCUCAUCUAUUCAUAUCUAUCUCAGUUUGUUCAUAUCUAUCUCAGGCAGAUAAUAUCUAUCUCAGUCUGUUCAUAUGUGUCUCUCUAUCUACCUAUCUAUCUUAUUUUUUAUUUAUUUUAUUUUCAAGUACUAAUUUUAAUAUUAUAUUGGAUCUGACUUAA
This is a messenger RNA of Acanthosepion pharaonis, 1548 nucleotides long. The record is from the annotation of a GenBank genome assembly. Lineage: Eukaryota; Metazoa; Mollusca; Cephalopoda; Sepiida; Sepiidae.